Papaver somniferum (opium poppy) is the source of this 1104-nucleotide messenger RNA. RefSeq lists its product as uncharacterized. The transcript has 3 exons. The coding region runs from base 1 to 1104 and encodes 367 amino acids. The record is from RefSeq and is a predicted model, not a curated record. Lineage: Eukaryota; Viridiplantae; Streptophyta; Magnoliopsida; Ranunculales; Papaveraceae.
AUGAGUUGUAGCAGUGAGCCCAUAACCUAUCCGUGUACCAUUUGUGGUGAUCAAAGUCAUAUUGGACCUCACUGCCCCAUGUUUUACCCUAGUGAAACUACACGUGACCAGGUUAGUGUCCUACAUGGUGGUAUGAACUCUAAAUAUGAGGGUCGACCCAAGUUUGACCCAUACUUUAAUACCUAUAACCCUGGUUGGAGACAUAACCCAAAUUUCUCGUGGUCUAAAGAUAACCAUCUAGGUGGUCCAUAUAACAACCCACCACCAUGUAGUUCUAACCACAACGAACAUGUCAAAGCAGUUAUCACCCUUAGGAGUGGUAAAACUUUAGAGAACUCGGUAGAACCACCUAAGGAUAGUAAUCCAGCUGAAAAAGAGACUGAAGUUGACCAAACUUCGUUUAAAGAUCCCAAUGGUCUUGAAAGUGCUACGAGUCCAAGUGAGGAUAUCCCUAAGAUGGUGUACACAACACCUGCAUCAUUUCCUCAGAGGCUCGCUAAGAAAAAGACUAGUACAUAUGCUGAAAUCCUAGACAUCUUUAAGAAAGUUAAGAUCAACCUGCCCCUUUUAGAUGCAAUUAAACAUGUACCGGCUAUGUCCAAGUUCCUAAAAAAGAUGUGCACCGUGAAGAAAGAAAUGAGUGUCCAUAAAAAGGCAUUUUUGACCCAACAAGUUAGUUUCAUUAUCUCACAAAAGUACCCAGUCAAAUUUAAAGAUCCUGGGUGUCCUACUGUCACAUGUGUCAUAGGUAAACAAACGAUAGAGAAUGCUUUCUUAGAUCUUGGGGCUAGUGUGAAUCUAUUACCGUUCUCGGUAUAUGAACAACUUGGACUAGGCGAGAUGAAACCAACUAGGAUAACACUACAACUAUACGAUAGGUCAGUCAAAAUCCUACAUGGAAUUGUUGAAGACGUUUUGGUUCAGACCUGCUUGGCCCACUUUGGAGCCUACUAUGUUGAGGAUAGUCAUUUUGAAGAAGUUAAUGCGUUGUUAGAUUCUGCGCCAGUAAUGAAUUAUGGAAAAUGGAAACGUAAAACAGAACCUCUUCCGCCGACCAUAGAUAAACCCCUCUCAUCAUCAGUUAAGGAACCCACCUUGAGUUAA